GUGCUGCAUUGUGCAUAAACCUGCUCCAGGUGUUUGUGAUCAUGUGACUUGGUGAGUGACGUGAACAUGAGCAGUGCUGAUGGAUGCUGUAGUCCCGCAAGCUUAUCGGCUCUAACCUGACACCUGAUCAUGAUCAUGAUGGAAAGCUUGAUUAGAGAAUCAUUUACAAAGUUGCAGAAAUAAAUCACUUUGUAUUUGAUACUUACAGACUUUUAUUUUGUCCUUCAGAUUGUGAUUUUUUUUCUGACUCCUCAGCUGUCCGUCCAUCAUGAAGCUGAAUCUGUUUCUCCUGUUUCUCACUGGUCUGGUCCCAGUCACUGUAUCUGUCCUGAGAACCGUCCCUCACAAUUAUGACCUGAUGCUGACACUGGUGACCUGGCCUGAUGCACAGAGUUACUGCAGGGUGAUGUACACUGACCUGGCAACAAUCCUAAGUGAUACUGAUUGGCUACGAUUUGAGAAAGUAAGCAAAGGUCGGACAAUACCUGCCUGGGUCGGAUUGUACAAUGAUGUCAAUAGCUGGCGCUGGUCCUUAAACGAUCUCUCACUGAAGAAGGUCCCUUAUACCAAUUGGCACCCUGGACAGCCUGAUAAUUAUUUUGGAAAAGAAGCAUGUGGUCUAAUAUCUGUAAUUGGUGAAUGGUGGGAUGACCAAUGUAGAAGACUAAUGCCCUUCAUAUGCUACAAUGCUAAUUUCAGUGGUGCUGCCAGGUUCAUCGGCAUCAGUAGUUCUUAUUUAACCUGGCCUCAAGCUCAAACUUACUGCCGAACACAUCACACAGACUUGGCCAGCUCUCUGAACAGCUCAGACAACGACAUGUUACUGCAGGUGAGUAGUAUCCAGGGUGAUUCCUGGAUUGGGCUUUACAGAGACACAUGGAAGUGGUCAGACGGGACCAACGCUUCAAACAUCCCAUGGGGUCCUGGAGAACCUGAUAAUGCUGGGGGUUACGAGAACUGUGCAGGGGUUUAUAACGGACUGUUCUUCGAUCAACAAUGCAUCGACCUGCACUAUUUCUUCUGUCACACCAUUUACCCAGCGAGGAGUCAGAUAAUGAGACUGCAGGUGAAGUCUGAUGGGAGUGUGUUUGAUCCUGCUGUGCAGUCGUCCAUUUUAGAUCAGAUCAAACAGAAACUGGAGGAAAAAGGCAUGUUGGAGAACACCACAGUGACCUGGAAGGUGCAGCCAGAUGGAAACAUCUUCCACAAGAAAAAGGAUGAUCUGUAACGUCUAAACGCUCACCUUCAAGUCGAGCAGAUUCCAAACUGACUGAAAUGUUAUUUAACCUACAACAUUUAAGCUUUAAUCAGUAGGCAGUGUCAGAGGACAAGAUUAGCCAGAAGUAGAGGAAUAAACGUAUUUAAUUGCUCUGAUUGGAACACGCCCACUUUGACAGUCAGUUUUCAAUGUUAUGGCAAAUAUUUAAUAUUUAAGAUGUUAUUUUAAUAUUAAUGAGGAAAUAUUUUCCUCAUAAAAGCGUCUGCUAAAUGAAUAAAUGUAACUGUUCAGCUUUUGCUGCAAGAGGCCACUGAACACAGUGAUGAGGAGAAAGUCAGAGAGGGUAUGUUCAAUACUGGGUGUAAAGGGGUUAUAUGAUGAUUAAACAUUGUUAAAAGUGAAUUAUUUUGUUUGUUGGGUGUAAUAGAAUAGGUUAACAUGCUUUUAUGCUUAAAAAACACAUUAUUUUUCACAUGCUAUACAUUAUUGCAGUACUUCUAUUCCCGGCCUGCCUGAAACACUCUGAGUAGGUUCCGGUUUCUCCAAAGCUCUAACGUUUGAUAAGUUUAUAUCAGGUAACGGCAAUCCGCUACCUCUUCUCUGUAGCCUUUUGAGUACUUCUCCUCUUGAGCCGCUUUUCCUCCCUUUCCCUUUAGUCUGUUUGAGGUUUAGGUCGACCGAUAGGCUCUUUGGGACAUUUUUUAAGAGUGUUGAGUCUGUGCUUGGUGAUAAAGCAAGUGGGCACAAGUCCAGCAGUAGCCUCUGUGAUGUUUUCAUAAGGCCAGACAAAGGGGUAUCGAAACACACAGCGUCUCCACGACAUGACGCCAAACAAUUCACUGAAGUCUCGCCUUCUUUCUUCGUACCUGCCUUUGGGCGGGAUUAUGCUAAUAUUUCAAACAGUGACGCAGAUGUUUGCGGAAGUAAUAUCUGGACUUCAAUCAAGGCGUUUUAGGCGGGUCUGGAGCAGUGUUCUCUGUUAGACAGAAUAAAUCCCUUUGUGAUGAUGAGCUUUGUAACGUUGCAGAUCUUAUACAUGCACACAAAGAUAGAUUACACACUAAAUAAAAAGGAAAACAUUCAACAGCAUCAAAUGACCCCUUUAAUGCAUCAGUGUGUCAUAGUAAAGAAUAAUUCUUAUAUAGAAGAUUGUAACAGAACCUGUAAAUACACGGUGUGUACUUUGGACAGUCAUAUAUAAUGCACUUGACACUUUUACUUUAAUUUUCUUCUUCCAAAUCUAGUUAUAAAUAUAUACUCAUUUCUUGUUUUGUUUCCAUUUCUGUAUCUAAAGGCAUUAAUAAUAUAAAUUAAUAUCAUCAAUAAACAAUUUUGAAUAUAAACCUCUUGUAACUAUUUUGUAGUCAGAAUUAAGAAAGGUGUUCUAUAAAAUGUAAUUCUACAAAUAAUAUUAACUGCAAUACUUACAUUGACCAGAAGCUGGCAGUAGAACAAUCAGUAACACAAACAAACCGGACCUCAUGAAAUCGUUUUGAGAAAAAACAACUCUCUUGGCACGCUCCACAAAUUUAAGAUAACACAUAGACAUCAAUAUUUAAUUGUGGUGAAGAAGAUUGGUCUGUUUUUAAUGAGGAAAGGCAAAACCACGCCUACAAUGACUACGCUGUGGAGAAAGGUAUAUAAAGGGCUGUGUGUGUUUGCAUAAUUUGGACAUUCUGCAGACUCUCACACUUAGUUGGUUUUCAAUAAAGUUUAUUUACUUUUUGACAUC
Ictalurus punctatus (channel catfish) is the source of this 2951-nucleotide messenger RNA. Its product is annotated as C-type mannose receptor 2-like. Lineage: Eukaryota; Metazoa; Chordata; Actinopteri; Siluriformes; Ictaluridae. The transcript has 5 exons. The record is from RefSeq and is a predicted model, not a curated record. Bases 269 to 1228 code for a protein of 319 amino acids.